AAAGCAUUUGAAAAGAAAAAGAAAAAAAAAACGAUCGAACAGAUCAAAUCCUAGAGAGCAAAAACUGUUUUCAAUUUGAAAUCUUUCUGUUAAAGAUGGCAAUGGCAGCAACAGUUUCUUCUUCAUCUUCUUCUGGGAUCACGAGCUUCUCACGAAUUUCUUCAGAGCCCAAAGUGUCGCAAAUCGGUUCAUUGAGGUUAUUGGAUCGUGUUAAUGUCACUCCGAUGUCUCUGAAUCUAUCUGGGAAGCGAUCUUCUGUGAAACCUUUAAACGCAGAGCCAAAGACAAAAGACUCUAUGAUUCCUCUUGCAGCAACAAUGGUAGCAGAAACUGCAGAGGAAGUAGAAGUAGUAGAGAUUGAGGAUUUCGAAGAACUUGCAAAGAAGCUAGAGAAUGCUUCACCUCUUGAGAUUAUGGAUAAAGCCCUUGAGAAAUUCGGGAACGAUAUCGCCAUCGCAUUUAGUGGUGCAGAAGAUGUUGCUCUGAUUGAGUAUGCGCAUUUAACUGGGAGACCAUUCAGAGUAUUUAGCUUGGAUACAGGGAGAUUAAACCCUGAGACAUAUAGGUUUUUCGAUGCGGUAGAGAAACACUAUGGGAUUAGAAUUGAGUAUAUGUUUCCUGAUUCUGUUGAGGUUCAAGGCUUAGUUAGGAACAAGGGAUUGUUCUCUUUCUACGAGGAUGGUCACCAAGAGUGUUGCCGUGUACGAAAGGUGAGACCUUUGAGGCGUGCGCUCAAGGGUUUAAGAGCUUGGAUCACUGGUCAGAGGAAAGAUCAAUCUCCUGGAACAAGGUCUGAGAUUCCAAUUGUUCAGGUUGAUCCGGUUUUCGAAGGCUUGGAUGGUGGAGCUGGUAGUUUAGUGAAGUGGAAUCCGGUUGCUAAUGUUGAAGGCAAUGAUGUUUGGAACUUCUUGAUGACCAUGGAUGUUCCGGUCAACACAUUGCACGCGGCAGGGUAUGUUUCGAUCGGUUGUGAGCCGUGCACGAGAGCGGUUUUACCGGGACAGCACGAGAGAGAAGGGAGAUGGUGGUGGGAAGAUGCAAAGGCUAAGGAGUGUGGACUUCACAAAGGGAAUAUCAAGGAUGAAGCUAAAGGGAAUGUUGUAAAUGGAGAAUCGAAAUCUGCUGUUGUUGAGGAUAUUUUCAAGAGUGAGAGUCUUGUGACUUUGAGCAGGCAAGGGAUUGAGAAUCUGAUGAAGUUGGAGAACAGAAAAGAGCCUUGGAUCGUUGUGCUUUAUGCUCCGUGGUGUCCCUUUUGUCAAGCCAUGGAAGCAUCGUACGAUGAAUUGGCGGAUAAAUUGGCGGGAAGUGGGGUUAAGGUUGCGAAAUUCAGAGCAGAUGGUGACCAGAAGGAGUUUGCUAAGCAGGAAUUGCAGCUCGGUAGCUUCCCGACCAUACUCGUCUUCCCCAAGAACUCUUCAAGACCGAUCAAGUAUCCGUCUGAGAAGAGAGACGUUGAUUCUUUGGCUUCGUUCUUGAAUCUUGUCCGGUAAAUAAACCGCGAAACCUGUCGACAUUUCCUCAUGAGAAAGAGAGAUCAAAUAAGAACCAUUUCAUCUCGUUCCAGAUUGCUAGAACAGAUAGAAAUUGGUGAAGUUGGUAUUGGAGAAUCAUUUCACAGCUUUAGGUCAUAGAGUUGGAGAUAAGCUCUGCAACAAAGCUUGAGUAUUUGCAGUAUUGUAAUAUUCUUAAAGUUGCAAAAAAAAAAAAAAGUUCAUGUAACUUUAUGGUUAUUAGUGAAAGAAAGCUCCUGUUUCUUCUUUGCAAUCUUAUCAAAACAGAUGAAGUUUUGAUUUUUACA
This is a messenger RNA of Eutrema salsugineum, 1798 nucleotides long. RefSeq names its product 5'-adenylylsulfate reductase 1, chloroplastic. NCBI's taxonomy places the organism in Eukaryota, Viridiplantae, Streptophyta, Magnoliopsida, Brassicales, Brassicaceae. Gene Ontology annotation, molecular function: phosphoadenylyl-sulfate reductase (thioredoxin) activity. The record is from RefSeq and is a predicted model, not a curated record. The coding region runs from base 96 to 1490 and encodes 464 amino acids. The transcript is spliced from 3 exons.